Molecule: messenger RNA, 2732 nt
Organism: Magallana angulata
Lineage: Eukaryota; Metazoa; Mollusca; Bivalvia; Ostreida; Ostreidae
Exons: 3
Coding region: 363-1352 (329 amino acids)
Source: RefSeq, a predicted model, not a curated record
AGCGCUACCAUAUGAUUCAUGAUGACGCGCGUUUUCUCGUCGCGAUGAUGAAAUAUCUAUAAAAUUGGUCUCUCGUUAAAAAGUUAAAUGAAACUUAGCUUAUUUGUACAUGACAUGGAUAUUUGAAAGACAUUGAUGUCCAGUGGCUAUCUGUAAACGCUGAAAAAAGGAUUAAUUGAACCCAGACUGCGCGAUUUAGAGGUGAGGUGGUGAAGAUUCGAUAAACAGCAAAAGCCCACUGACUCGACCUUCAACUUGUUUUGUUAGAGAGGAUUAGGCCUACACGGGGGAUUGGAACUUAUUUUUUACCAAAAAAGACAGACCUUUAAAAAAAAAAAGAAGCAAGCACAAGAACCCCCACAAUGUCCAACCCUCUGUGUCUGGACCAUGAUGGUCACUUUAUGGACAAUUCCACGACCGAUUUCCUGAAAUUGUCGCAAUCUCCUGCCACAUCCAUCACACAAACUCCACUUACUACAACUUCAUCGGACCAAAAAUCCAGUGAGUCGUCCAAACGGAACAAGUACCACUGGAACUUUUUUAAUUUCUACAAUUCUCCGAGCAUUCCAGAGACAAAUGAAGACGAAGACAGAACUAGUCCGAAUGGUUCAGUCGUACCCCGUCCACCUACUCCUCCAGUGCUGAAAGUAGAAACGACCCCACAACCUCCAUCAUCAGGAGUCAAACCAAAAGUUAAACCAGGAAGCAGCCUCUCGGCAGAGGUAACCAGGCAGCAGUUGACUGGUGCUCAGUAUUCAAACAUCUCUCAGCUGAUCAAGUCUGGUGAAGUGUCCAAAUAUUUCGAAACAAAUCCAACACAAGAUUUCACACUAAGAAAAUCCAAUUCGUUUUCUGAUCUUGAUCUGUGCCAAGAGCCUUUCCGUGAAAGGAGAAAUUCUUCCUCUUCGUCUACAUCCCUUCCACCCACCCCGGGUGGCUCUCCAAAACAGCUGCGUAAAUCUUCGUCUGUUUCCACUCUACAAGUUUUAGAGAAAGCUUCAGAGAAGAUGAGGGAGGAAAGGACUUUUCAGCUAUCUGAUGACAAUGCUGCUGCUCUUACAGCACAUGUGAAAGACCAGAAAAAGGAAGCGAAUCCUACAUUUCAGAAUACUAACGAUGACAAUGCUUUAAUCAGGCGCUCUAGUCGUGAGAUGGUGUCUGAAGACAGUCAGAAACGUGGUGUUCUGAAAGAAGCUACCAAAUAUAUGGAAGCUAAUGUGGGACAUUCAAACAGAAAUACGAACUCCCAUGACAGUGAAUCUUUAUUUCAGAAAAUACAAAAGUGGGGUACUUCCACCACGAUGAAGAUGACAAACAAAGAUGUCAAUGCAUGGGCACCAGGAGGAUUUUGAUCACGUGUCGGACCCAUUUAUUUUUUGAAAUUUAUUAUUUUUUCCUGUUUAUGUAAUUUAUUUUUAUUGACUUCAUUUUGAAUUGGUAAUUUUUGUUGUGUCUUUUUUUGCAUUUUUAGGCAUAUAAUUUUAAAACAAAAGUUAGUUUCUCUGGCACUUCCUCAAUGUAAGUCUUAUGCUCCCACUCUGAUACCGCUAACACAUUUAUUGGGGGGGGGGGGGGGGAUAAAGUUAAAUUCAAUAACUCCCCUUCUCAACAAAAGUUCUGUGACAACUAGCAAAAGAGAGAUAACUCUUAAAAAAUCAAGGGCCCGAGAAACUUAUUUUUUUUUUGUGUCUGAACAUAUAAAUUUUUGUUCAAAAAUGAAGAAUAUGUGGGUAUCUAUGCAUGUUACAGUUUUAUGAAAAGAAUUUUGAGAGAGGGAAUAAACUUGGAUUAAAAGCUUCAAAUUUUCAAAGAAAAGAAAAGAGUAUGAACUCAAUUAGAAACAACCUCUGAUGUUAUGGCUAUUCAACUUGAAAUUUUACUGCAACCAUCUUUGUACUUUACCAUUUCUGAAACAUGGUAAUCAUUUUUUAAAAGAUGUAUUAUUAGGAGAGGGAUAUUAUAUCAGUAAUCCUAAUUGAAUGCAUUUCCCUUUCCAAUUAUGACUAUGCAUUUGUAUAUAUAUGUAAGAAAAAUGGAGCUUUUUAAUUUGUCAGCAUUUUAAAAGAGCAACGAGGGUGAAACUACAUAUAUUCAAUGUGACAGUAUGAAAAAUAAUUGAAGAUACACAUUAUGAAUACAUGUACAUGCAUUUUUAUAGUGCCAAAAUCUGAUACAACAAAUUCAUUUGUCGUGGAAACAUUUCAUGUUUUUUUUUUUUAGUUUGUGUCAGAUAUAAUUUUUGCUACUGUACAGUAUUUUCUUUACAUAUGUUGUAAAUGUUGGGUUCUGGUAACAUAUAAUGUGUAUUAAGUUAACCUGUAAAGGUGCGUGAUAAGAUAAUAAACAGGUGUGGAAGGUAAAGACAGAUUAGAUUUCUAAUGACCUACAUAUUCUGCUCUAAUUUUACAAGCCAAAGAUUCAUGAAUCUCAAUAUAUAGAAUGACUUGUUAAGGCAGCUUACAGUAGCUGCCUAGAAGUGGUAUUACAUUGUAACAGAUUACAUACAUACAUGUAAUUACAUUUUCCUCAGGAGAAAAAUAGUCUUUGUUAAGUCCAUUUCAAUGUAUAGAGUCUGUUUUUGGAUGUUUCUGAACUGGAGACAGAAAGAUGAUACAUGUAUCAAGAUUUAUUUUUUUCCCUUCAUAGACAUCUGUACAUUGUGUUUAAAUUUUUAAAAAAUAUAAAUAAAUAUAUUCACAUGUACAUAUUUGAAUAAAUCAUAAAGAAGUGUA